UGUGAGCGUGUGGUCAACGGCCACCAGCCCAAUUGCGAUGCCAGACCCAAGUCCGCCUGCAUGUAUCAGGAGCUAUUCUUCGGCGGCGACCAGUACACCUCUGGCUUCCUCGCCACGGAGAGCUUCACUUUCGGGGCCACGACCACCGCCGGUGUUGUGUUCGGCUGCAGCGCCAACAUCACGGUACUUGGCCUCGCCGCCGGAGCAACUGGUUUCCUCGGCUUCAACAGGGGCCCAUUUUCCCUCACAUCGCAGCUCAACAUCUCCGGUUUUUCCUACUUCAUUUCCCAUAAGGACAGCAGCAAGAGCUUCUUCAGUUUUUGGGCCGAUCCCGCCUGCGCCGUAUCCGUGCACCAGCAGCCGGGAAAGCACACCCGCUACACUCCACUGCUCCAGCCCACAGCCAACCAGAACCCUUACCUAUACUACGUCAACCUCAUCGGCGUGAAGGUAGAUGGCCAGCUCCUGACGGCCAUCCCAGCGGGAACCUUCGACGUCCGGGUGAAGGACGGCUCAGGCGGGGUAUACCUGAGCACCACCGUGCCGGUCACCUAUCUAGAGGAGGCGGCGUACAGCGUCCUGCGGCAGGAGCUCGUAACAAGGAUCCAGUCGCAGGGCGUGGCUCCGGUGAGCGUCGACGAUGACCCCCUGUGCUACAUGACGAGGUCCUACAAGAACAUCAAGGUUCCAAGGCUCGCGCUUGUGUUCGACGGCGCGGACGCGACCAUGAAUCUGUACACCAAAAACUACUUCCUCCCCGUCGAUGGCGGGCAGACGUGCUUCACCAUAUUGCCCUCCAAUGGCGGGUCCGUGCUAGGGAGCCUGCUGCAGGCGGGCAGGACGAUCACCUACAACGACAUCAAUGGUGACGGCGGCUCGCUGUCGUUCGACUAGGCGUAGACUUCUGCUCAUCACAGUUUAUAGUACUAGAUACGCCACUCGUCUAGUGUGAUGCAUGUCUGCUCCAAUUCUAGUCUAGUAUACAAAAGGACUUCUUCUAGUAUGUGGUUUCCCCUUAUUUGCCUAAAAUUAACCGUGUGUAUUUUGGACUA
This is a messenger RNA of Lolium rigidum, 1052 nucleotides long. RefSeq names its product aspartic proteinase nepenthesin-1-like. Bases 61 to 894 code for a protein of 277 amino acids. NCBI's taxonomy places the organism in Eukaryota, Viridiplantae, Streptophyta, Magnoliopsida, Poales, Poaceae. Gene Ontology annotation, cellular component: extracellular region. The transcript has a single exon. The record is from RefSeq and is a predicted model, not a curated record.